GUAUGGCGGCGACUGAGAAAGCUAUCAUACCUGAUCCUAUCACACAAAUGUCAAACUACGAAGGUCCAGGUUUAGUCGACCUUUCAAGUCAUGGUCUCCACAAACUGGAUCCAACUUUUUCCUGUACACUGGACACCCACACCAUCAUUCUUGACCACAACCACAUCAUUAAGUUAGAGCAUCUGGAGAGAAAUACAGAACUUCGGCAGCUGUCUGUCGCCUGUAAUCGCUUAGUUCGCAUGAUGGGGGUGUCACGACUCACGGGGUUAAAAGUGUUGAACUUACCUAGCAACAGUAUUGGCUACAUAGAGGGACUGAAAGACCUGAUGCACCUUGAGUGGCUAAACCUGGCAGGGAACAACAUAAAGGUCAUAGAGCAGCUGAACAACUGUGUGGCUUUACAACAUCUGGAUCUAUCUGACAACAACAUUUCUAACACAGGGGACCUCUCAAAGCUCUUUGCCUUAAAGACACUCCUUCUCCAUGGCAACAUUAUCACAACUCUACGUGCUGUCCCUUCCCAUUUUCCUCUAAACCUCACCAUUCUCUCAUUGGCAGAGAAUGAGAUCAGAGAUCUCAAUGAGGUGUCCUACUUGGCACCUCUUCAAAACCUUGAGCAGCUGUCCAUCAUGAGCAACCCAUGUGUGAUGUCUACACCCUCCUUACCUGGGUGUGAUUAUCGCCCAUAUGUUGUGAGCUGGUGCCUUAAUCUGAAGGUGCUCGAUGGAUAUGUGGUUUCACAGAAAGAGGGACUUAAAGCAGAGUGGUUGUAUAGCCAGGGCAAGGGGCGGACCUAUCGUCCUGGGCAACAUGUACAGCUAGUACAGUACCUGGCCGUCACAUGCCCCUUGACCACUAGUCCUGCACUUCAGUCUGCCGAGGAUGCUAAGCUGGAGAGGAUCCUCAGCAAACAGAGGCAGCACCAGAGACAACUGCUCCAGGUAGGUCACUGUGACUCCCCGAGUCCUCCUCGCCCAACUUAUCUGGAUGUGGAUCAGCACUGGAUCGAUCCAACUAAAAAUGCUGUGGCCACAAGUGAAGACCUCAUUGUUAUCAGUCAGCCAGAAACUCCAAAACCAGUUGUCCAGAUGAACACCUGGGUGAGCAGUGCGUUCUCAACAACAUAUAGUUCUGUGCAAGCCAAUGGUACUGGUGAGAACAGCCUGGUUUUGGAAGACAUGCAAACAGAUGAGGAGAAGCUCCAUGGCAACCUCCUCUCCUCAGAGUCCGCCUUCCUGCCUGUGAACUCUGCUGUCCACUUGCCAUCGCCCCUUGACAGCGAAGAGGAAGAGCUUGAUGAGCCUGAUUCAUUGGCUCCGCCAAACCCUGCCCGGUCUCACACUGUGAAGGCAGACACAGAAAUAAGACAUAAUUUUCCUGUUGAUGCUGGUCCUCAGACAAAUGGAGCAGACUAUUCAACUUUGGAUAGGUGUCAGUACUCACAAACCAAUGAAAGAGUCCAUUUGAAAAUCGACAUGGACCAGAGCAGUCUUCUUAAUGGAGAGGCUGUGUUACAAAAUAGCACUGAGUUAGAUACUAAGCAGAAAAAUUCACAUGCUAAGGUGACACAAUGCAACCCAGGGGAAGCCGCUGUCAAGAUUCAGUCUUGGUGGAGGGGACAUUGGACUCGUCAGCACCACCCACAGGCCAAAGAGGUACGCUGCGAGAUUCGGCUACGCAGGAUGCAAGAUCACAUUGUCUACCUGACAGCAGAGCUGGAUAGGGUGCGGAAGCAGCAAGAAGAGGAGAAAUUGCAGAGGAUGGUACAGGAAGAAGCUGUGAAGUUCCUCUGGAAACAGCUUCAAUCCAUGCUGGAAUGGCAGUCUUCAGUGAAAGAGCAGCUUAACUGUUUGUCUCCCUCAAUCACCACUGUGAGCUCCAAAUGUGCUGGCCCCAAAGACACAGUUCUCCCUAUGCAUAGUGAGCUCUCUAUCCCAGAGUCGGGCUUUCAUUCCCCUGGUGAGCAGCAGGGGGCACUGGAGGACAGCCUGAGCAGCACGGCCACGGGAGCUGGAUCCCCUGAAACAGUGAAGUCUGCAGGAGUUGCAUGUUUGCCUGGGGCACCUGCAUACAGGGACAGUCAUGACAGCAGCUUGCUUGAGCAGUACCUCUCGUCAGUGCAGCAACAAGUGGAAGAAGAAGCUGAGGGGGAGGAAGGGGCCUCUGACAAAACGGGGACGCCACCGUGUGUGUCUGUCCCCGCUCCACAUAGAGCCUUGGAGACACCCUCCUCUCCUGAUGUGGAAACUGAAAGACAGUGCCCUCUUUUGAAGGUGGAGAUGUGAAAGGAAGGAAAAUUGCUGUAUGGGACUUUUGAAUUGUCUGGAAUAGAUAAGAUGUUAACGGCUAUAUGAAGGCUAGUGGACCCUUUAGUAUGAUUUAGGUCACAAACUUUUUAACCGGCCUUUUAUUAGCUUUCAUUCACUUUAACGUAAUGAAUUGUUUUGGAGUCAAAUAUGUCUUCAGGUUUCUGUCAGUAUGGACAUAUCUUGGUUGGAUUCAUAUAAAAUAUAAAACUAGCUGUGAGGACAAGAUUCCUCCACUUUUAUCAUGAUUUUAGUUGCUAAAAGCAAAGCUAUCUUUCCUCUCCCUAUUUUGAAAUCCCUUUUGAAUGUUAGCUCUUAAUAUAGCUGUCCUGUUAAAAUAAAGAAGUGAUGUAAGGAUAACCUUCAUUUAUAGUACUAAUGGCAAUUGAACUAAAUUUUUUGAAUAGCAUGGUCAGUUUCUUGACAACAGCAGCUACUGUUUUAUUGUCCCAAACAUAGAAGUAUACCAAUAUAUGCAUAAGAAAAUUCACAUAAAUAGCAUAACUGCAAAAGACACUGGGAUCCAUAGCAUCCUUACUACAUAAGAGCGCUGUUGCUAAUUUACUGCACUUAAAACAUUAAUUCCUCUUCAGAUCUUAGUAUCACAAAUUCCUGUUAAUGUUCAGUAUCUUAGGAUCCCAAAAGUUAUUGAUACUGAUAGAGAGGAUUAUGUUUGCGUGUAGCCUUGUUAUGAAUCAGCAACUUUUGAAUGCUAUACAUACCAAGAUGCAUUAAAUGCUUCCAAUGUAAAUAUUUGUAUAUAUUUAGUUGUUUGCUAAUGUAUAUCAACUAACAGUAUUGUGUAGUAUUUCAAAUCCGUUUUUAUUUCACAUUGGUUGUUUUAUGAAUGCAUUUUUGAGAAUAAACAUGUUGACAGA
This is a messenger RNA of Electrophorus electricus (electric eel), 3184 nucleotides long. It is a transcript of the gene cep97, whose product is annotated as centrosomal protein 97. Gene Ontology annotation, molecular function: protein binding. NCBI's taxonomy places the organism in Eukaryota, Metazoa, Chordata, Actinopteri, Gymnotiformes, Gymnotidae. Gene Ontology annotation, biological process: negative regulation of cilium assembly. The record is from RefSeq and is a predicted model, not a curated record. Gene Ontology annotation, cellular component: centrosome.